This is a messenger RNA of Fusarium sp. VM40, 624 nucleotides long. The record is from the annotation of a GenBank genome assembly. NCBI's taxonomy places the organism in Eukaryota, Fungi, Ascomycota, Sordariomycetes, Hypocreales, Nectriaceae.
AUGACCACGGACGACUAUCCGGUUGACGAUGCCCUCAUCGGCAAGGUGACAUCCUACGUUGAGCAGUACAUGUCCAACUAUGACGCAUCUCACGACUUCAACCACAUCAAGCGAGUCCUCCGCCUCUCUCACCACAUUCAAUCCCACACACCUUCAGCACGUCGGUCGCUGGUCACACUGGCCGCACUACUCCACGACGUCGGCGACAAGAAGUACCUCCGUCCCGGCGAGGACCCAUCCCGCAUGGUAUCCUCGGUGCUCGUCUCUUUCGGCGCACCGCAGGCCCUCGCCGACAUCGUCCAGGCCAUCUGCCUCGGCGUCAGCUACUCCGCCGAAGUGAAGGACCCAGCGCGCACGCGGGCUCUAGUGGAGACAUAUCCGGAGCUGGCCAUCGUGCAGGACGCCGACCGGCUGGACGCCAUCGGCGCGGUGGGGAUCGCAAGGACGUUUGCGUUUGGGGGUGCUAAGAGCCGGACAUUGGAGAAUACUAUGGAACAUUUUGACGAUAAGCUACUGUUGCUUGAGGGCAUGAUGAAGACGGAUGAGGGGAGGAGAAUGGCUCGGGAGAGGACGGAGAGGUUACGACUGAUGAAAGAGUGGUGGCAGGAGGAGACAGCAGAGUGA